Molecule: messenger RNA, 1747 nt
Organism: Pseudophryne corroboree (corroboree frog)
Lineage: Eukaryota; Metazoa; Chordata; Amphibia; Anura; Myobatrachidae
Gene: WIPI2
Product: WD repeat domain, phosphoinositide interacting 2
Exons: 12
Coding region: 139-1446 (435 amino acids)
Biological process (GO): nucleophagy; protein lipidation; autophagy of mitochondrion
Cellular component (GO): cytosol; phagophore assembly site membrane; extrinsic component of membrane
Molecular function (GO): phosphatidylinositol-3,5-bisphosphate binding; protein binding; phosphatidylinositol-3-phosphate binding
Source: RefSeq, a predicted model, not a curated record
CGUUCGUCGGCAAUAACGCGCAUGCGUAGGAACGCGUCGAGUCUAGGCCGGUAAACAAGGGAUGAGGCGGCCGAACAGUACGGAGCCUGUGAGCGCUCAGUGACACAAGUUGCGCCUGGCUGACACCAAAGUCUCACCAUGAACCUGGCUAGGCAAAACGUUGAGACCGGAGCCGCGCAUCUAUUGUUUGCGAAUUUCAACCAAGAUAACACAUCUCUGGCUGUUGGUAUUAAGUCUGGUUACAAGUUUUUCUCUUUGUCGUCUGUGGACAAGCUUGAGCAGAUAUAUGAAUGCACUGACACAGAAGAUGUCUGUAUUGUGGAACGGCUCUUCUCCAGUAGUCUGGUGGCUAUUGUCAGUCUCAAAGCACCCCGCAAGCUUAAGGUUUGCCAUUUUAAAAAAGGAACCGAGAUCUGCAACUACAGCUACUCUAACACAAUUUUGGCUGUGAAACUAAACAGACAGAGGCUGAUUGUAUGUCUUGAGGAAUCUCUCUACAUACACAACAUAAGAGAUAUGAAAGUCCUGCACACUAUCCGAGAAACUCCACCAAACCCUGCAGGUCUAUGUGCACUGUCCAUUAAUGGAGAUAACUGCUAUUUGGCUUAUCCUGGGAGUGCAUCGAUCGGAGAAGUCCAAGUCUUUGAUACUGUUAAUUUGAGAGCUGCCAAUAUGAUUCCUGCCCACAACAGCCCUCUGGCAGCUUUAGCUUUCGAUGCAAGUGGCACCAAACUGGCAACAGCGUCAGAAAAGGGCACAGUGAUCCGUGUUUUUUCCAUUCCAGAAGGACAGAAACUGUUUGAGCUACGGAGAGGAAUGAAAAGGUGUGUCACAAUAUUUUCGCUAGCAUUUAGCAUGGAUGGAAAUUUUCUCUCUGCUUCAAGUAACACAGAGACUGUGCACAUCUUCAAGUUGGAGACUGUCAAAGAAAAACCUGCUGAAGAACCAACUACCUGGACAGGUUACUUUGGCAAAGUAAUCAUGGCUUCCACCAGUUAUUUGCCCUCUCAAGUAACGGAGAUGUUUAACCAGGGGAGAGCUUUUGCAACUGUUCGUUUGCCUUUCUGUGGUCACAAGAACAUCUGUUCAUUGGCAGUGAUUCAAAAGAUACCACGCCUACUAGUUGGGGCAGCAGAUGGUUACCUUUACAUUUAUAACCUCGACCCACAGGAGGGUGGUGAGUGCACGCUAAUGAAGCAACACAAGUUGGAUGGCAGUAUGGAGCUUGCCAAUGAAAUUUUAGAGUCUGCGUCACAUGAUAGACCAUUUGUAUCAAAGAACUAUAGUGGUGCAGCAACAAAAGAUGCAUUCUCAACAUCACCAACAAGUCAUGCCUUUUCCGAUGAACUAGGGGCUGUGGGCGGGACAUCCUUAGAAGAUGAAAUCCAUGCUCUUCGACUAGAUGAAGACAGCGAGAACCCACCCAUGGUCUUGAGAACAGAGUGAAUGUUUAUACUAGCUGUUUCUCGCGCUAGACACAGGACUGCAGGAUGAUUUCUCGGGAUCUCUUGUGUUUGCUGCUACGGACAAUAGAAAUUAGGGAAGAUUCAAAUGUAUUUCGAAGUUUUGCAUAAUACACAUUGGCUCUUUUAAACAAUAAGAGAAAUACAGAUAUUUUUUACUUCACUUUCAACCCAGUUUUAGCUGUUAGUGUCUGUUUGCCAAACAAGAUAUGAUCUGUCGCUUAGCAUGUUGCUGUGUGCCAACCAAGUCAGUAAAGAUAAACUCAUCUAGAUCCCUUUUAAAA